UUGGGACGGCUCAUUUUCCUCGAAGAGGGAUGCUAGGUUAUCGUCCAUAAUUUUAUAACUAGACCGUGGCAGCCGGGAAAGAGCGAUCGUACAAUCUAGUCAGACUGCACUGCACUCUUUUUGGUUUAUCUCCCCUGUAACAAAUCAAGAAUGCCCGGCUCAGUCAAGCAUCGUCCAGACUUCAAGGCUGCAGAUGCUGCUGCAAAGCUCAGGAGUGCUAUGGCAGGAUUCGGCACUGAUGAAGCUGCUAUUAUUCACAUUCUUGGAAACCAUAACUGUCAACAAAGAAUUGAAAUCGCCCAGGCAUAUAAAACAGCCUAUGGAAAGGAUUUACUUAGUGACAUUAAGUCAGAACUGACAGGCGACUUUGAGGAAGUGUGUCUUGCUCUGUUGACUCCUCCUAGAAAGCUGGAUGCCCAGCAGCUUCAUAAGGCUAUUUCGGGAGCUGGCACUGAUGAAACAAGCAUCGUUGAAAUUUUAGUGACAAAAACCAAUAAAGAGAUAGAAGAAAUUAAGGCAGCAUAUAAAGCAGAAUAUGGCUCUAACCUUGAGGAUGAUUUGUGUGGAGAUACGUCAGGAUAUUUCCGACGUCUGAUGAUCUCACUCAUGGCUGCAGGGCGUGAGCCAGAGGCUGCUGUGGACAGUGGUCGAGCUAAAAAAGAUGCACAACAACUAUUUGAUGCUGGUGAGGCUCGUUGGGGCACUGAUGAAGCUGAGCUCAAUGCUAUUCUGUGUCUACGAAGCCAUUCCCAGCUGAGAGAAACCUUCAAAGAGUUUGCUAAAAUUGCUGGUAAAAGCUUUGAGGACUCAAUUAAAUCUGAAUGCAGUGGCAGUCUACAAGAAGGCUACUUGGCCAUUGUUGACAGCGUAAUGAACACACCAGCCUAUUUUGCCAGAAGACUCAAUGAAUGUUUUAAGGGUCUAGGAACUAAUGACAGGGAUCUCAUUAGAAUAAUUGUUAACAGAUGUGAGAUUGAUAUGGAGGAAAUAGAAAGAGCCUAUAAAGCUAUGUAUGGUGUCAGUCUGAUUGAAGCCAUAGAAAGUGAGUGUGGAGGAGACUACAAGAAGAUGCUCAUUGCACUUGUCAAGAUGCAAGACUGAGCAGCAUCACAUGACAAUCUUCUCACUAAACCAGCUUGUCUGAACUUGACAUUGGAUUAUGUCUGGGUUUUUUUUUUAAACAAGUAUUUCAAGCUCAGCGUUCUGUUUUAUUUUUAUGUUUUUUAUAUUCCAAUUUUGUUUAUUAUUUUGCAUUUAAUUUUUUAAAUUCAUUAAGUAUAAUUUUCCAAUAGAGUCAUGUCUACAACUUUUAUUGUACACAUGAUUCUAAAAGGAUUUUGUUUCUUUAUAACAAAACAAUUUUAGAUUGUAUAUACCAUGUUUGCUUCACAGUACUUUUUUUUUAUUUUUGUAGUACAAGUUUGGAACCUGAUGUAACCCUGUAUUAUAUUUUCCUUUGUUAAAGAAUAAUCUUUACAUUCAAAAGCAAUAGCAUGAACACUGUCAUUGUGAUUGGAAUGUAAACAAUAACAAUCAUUUAAUAUUUGAUACUUUCUAUGAACAGUGUGUUUAGUUUGAUCUUUCAAGACUUUCAGUGCUAUUUCAUACAUUUUCUUUUCUUCAUUGUUCUCAUAAGUACCGUUGACGGGUUUAGUUAACUAGAUAAGUAAUCGUAUAUGUCCAGGGGGGAAUGUAUCUGGAUCAGGACAUAAAUAUUGUAAUGACCAUGUUCUCGCACUUCCUCUUCCUCGUUCAUUUAGUCCAUCCUCGUGCGCUAUCCUUAUACUUGGAGUAAUAAAAUUUAUGAAUUGAAUCUUAAUGUUUAAGCUUGUUUAUAGUUAUCUACAAAUUUUCCACUUCAGCAGUGCCCUAAGAAAAAAGCUUCUACUAGUUAUAUGCAGUCCCUCUUAGAAAUCAUACAAAGAAUUCUAUUCCAAAUAGCAUUUCACUAUUGUUCUAAAAUUAGGUUCAAGGUCUACUUUUGGUUUUCUGAAUGCCAACCCUUUUGUUUUUAAAUCAAACAGAUGGUUUUAAAUUUAAUACACAAAUUGAUUUUUUUUUCCACACAUGAGUUUUGUAAAGAUAAAACUAUCUUGCUUUGUUCUUACUACUCAACUACUGUACAGUGAUCUAAAGGUUGUAAUAAAAAGGGAAAUAAACGGUUUUGUCUUGUCUAA
This is a messenger RNA of Biomphalaria glabrata, 2177 nucleotides long. Its product is annotated as annexin A4-like. The coding region runs from base 151 to 1101 and encodes 316 amino acids. Lineage: Eukaryota; Metazoa; Mollusca; Gastropoda; Planorbidae. Gene Ontology annotation, molecular function: calcium ion binding; calcium-dependent phospholipid binding. The transcript is spliced from 9 exons. Gene Ontology annotation, cellular component: cytoplasm. The record is from RefSeq and is a predicted model, not a curated record.